CAGCUUUACCCGGAGACAGAGAGGGAUCCGGGGGAGAGACAGCCGGGAACACACCGAGAGAGACUGCCCGGUGAGAGACAUCCGGGAGCAAAGACAGAGACAGCCAGGUCAGAUGUCCCCAGAUGGAGCCAGAGGCUGAGAGUCACAGAGCAACCGGCUUCCAGUUUAGAAGUUAUAAGCUGCUGUUGGAUCCCGCACUCCGCAGGGCUGCACAGAAGAUCUAUCGCUAUGAUGGCGUCCACUUCAAUAUUGCUGAUGGAGCAUUCCUCCCAGUUGGUGACGUACGGGACCCCCGGCAGCAUCGUAUGUGGAGCAAGCCAAGAGAUGUGUCACUUCCUGUACCCAAAUUUAAGUUUGAUGAGUACUACGUGGGACAGCUCCCCCAAAAGGAAAUCACAUUCGCUCACCUGAACGACAAUGUGCGAGAGCCCUUCCUUGCAGACAUGUGUCGUAAAUUUGGGCAGGUGGAGGAGGUGGAGAUUCUGUUACACCCUAAGAACCGCAAACAUCUGGGCUUAGCCAAAGUUCUGUUUACUAGCUCUAGGGCAGCCAGGGAAACAGUUGCUCAACUCAACAACACUUCUGUCAUGGGCAACAUAAUUCACGCAGAGCUUGACCUGCGAGGUCAGCAGAGACAGAAGUAUUACGAUUUAAUCAUAAGCGGCUCUUAUAACCCCCAGACUGUCCCCACUGGCGGGAGGUGGGGACAGGAGCGAUUGAAGCCCGAGACGGUUGACUCUCGACGACGCCUCUCAAGUGAAUCUUCAUCUUUACUCCCUGGGAAUGGGACCCCAUCCUCUCAGGACCCAGGCUCCUCUUACAGUCAGUACACACCGUCCCUUUCCUCCUCACAAGGCACCCCAUACACUCCUAGAGGCGGAACGCCCUUCUCUCAGGACUCUGCCUACUCAAGCAGACAGGGAACUCCCAGCCAUUCAGGCUCCCAGGAGGCCUCCAGUUACAAGUCUCGGCGUCAGGAGAAUAGCUCUGGAGAUUCUUACACACAUCGCUCUGGGCACCACUACUCCCCAGCUUCAUCUUCUUCCUCUUCCUCUUCCUCGCGCCACGAGAGUAGCCACAGACGUUACCAUAGACAUCAGCACCGCUCCUCUCCCCCCUCCUACAGAUCAUCUCGCCACCGCAAACCGUCUGCACCCCCUGAAGAGCCUCAAGUACAACGUUUUCCUGGGACCCCACCUCUCCCUCCUGCUGCUCCUCCACCACCACCUCCUGACGAUAUCCAAACUGACCGGGAUUACAGAGUAACGCACCCCCCUCUUCCUCCAUCAGUUCCUGUCCCCUCUUCCAGUCUGCUGCACCCACCUCCUCCUCCUUCAGAUGGUUGGGAGCCGCCUCCGCCGCCACCUCCUCCAUUGCCAGCCUCUUCACCACCCCCUUCGCCAGCCCGCUCCUGCUCCCCGCUUCCAGAUGGCAUGUCUGAAAGUCUUCCGUUUACACAGCACAGCAGCAGUUUGGACUCUCGUAUCGAAGCUCUGCUUAAGGAGCAACGCUCUAAGUUCUCCUUCCUGCCCUCUGACACAGAAGAGGAAGAUGAAGGGACCACAGAGGGGGGUGGCCAGGAGACAGUGACUGUGGAAGAGGCUCCUCCCCCUGCACAUGCCCCAUAUACACCUCCCCCACCGGUCAUUUUUGAGGAUGUGUCAGCGGAGUCGAUCCUAAGGACAGCAAAUGGGCAGGAGCGGGUGAGAUACAAGGUCUCAUUAUUCCAGAUGUCAACAGGUGAGGACAUGGAGAUAUCAGAUGAUGAAUCUGCAGCUAUGGAAAUGCAUGGGGCCCAUGUACCUCCUUACCAGCUGCUUUCUCAUAUGCCUGGAACCAUGGGUGGCUUUCCCGCUCAGCCCCUUCCAUCACCUCUGCUUCCUCUUCCUCCUCAUCAUCAUCAUCACCAGCCCACCACCUACCAGAUGCUUUCUUCCACUGCACCUCAAGCCAGACUGGGGGAACUUGGCAAUCGACCUCCCACUCCUCCACUGGACCCAUCCGCCUCUUCCUCCUCAGCAGCCCCCCAUAUCUAUGACUUUGUGAACUCAAUGGAACUGGUUAACCGGCUUGGCAACCAAUGGGGAGGAACUUCCAUGUCCUUUCAGAUGCAGACACAAAUGCUGAGCCGGUUGCAACAGAACAGACAGGGAAAAGGCCAGCCUUAUGAAGACCCAUAUCCCCGCCCUCUCCUCCCUCAUCCCUUGCCUCCCAGGAAUCGCCAGACUCAUCCUCAUCAUCCUCCUCCUCCUCUUAUGUCUGAGCAGGCCUAUGGUGCAGGCUUUCCACUGUAUCCUCCCCAGCAACCACAACCGCUGUUGCCCCCACGUGAAUAUGCCACAAGAGGGGGCCGAGGAGGAGGUCAAGAGCCUCGGUCCCCAUGCUGGCCCCUCGGAACUGGAGUAGAUCCCCAUGCCUCAACAGUAGCUUGUGUGCUUUCUGCCCUUAUCCAAGAGAUGAAGAGCACUAUGCAAAGAGACCUUAAUCGGAAGAUGGUGGAAAAUGUAGCAUUCCGAGCUUUUGAUGAGUGGUGGGAGUGCAAGGAGGAAAAAGCCAAGCCUUUCCAGAAUGUAUCCAAACCACCCCCCAAAGAGGAGGACAAGGAGAAGGCCCGUCCCAAGGAUCCUGGGCUGCUCUCAUUGGUGGACUGGGCCAAGAGCGGCGGUAUAGAGGGCUUUGGCUUUGGAGCAGGACUUAGAGGGGCUAUGAGACUUCCCUCCUUUAAGGUCAAAAGGAAACAGCAUUCAGAUAGUGAAGAUGGGGAGCAGAAGCGGCCAAGACCGUCCACACCACCUGAGGAGGAGGACGAGAGAGAGAAAGAAGCACAGUCGGAUGCUCGGCCUGGAGCUAAAGCUACACAGAGGGAGGGUAAAAGGGGACCACACAAGCGUAGGCGACCUUUCCAUCUGGACAGUGAGGGUGAAGAAGCCUCCGAGGAUUCGGCAUCGGAAAAGGAAGAGGAAGAUGAUGACAUCAGUGAGGACGGAGACUCUGACGAUGAGGAGUCUCCGCUCACCAAGCUUUCCUCCAAGAUCAUUUCUGAUGACGACAGUGACAGCUCUAGCGAGUCUGACAGCAGCAGCUCCUCCUCCUCCUCUUCCUCAUCUUCUUCCUCAUCCUCUUCUCAUUCCUCCCCGGCUUCCUCUGACGAUGAAGAGGAGGAGGAGGAGGAAGAUCAAGAGGAGUCGCAAGAAACACCUGUUAUUUCUGAACCUCCUCGGCCGCCCAGUCCUCCUCCACUACCUCCUGAACCAGUUGCGGAAGAAGAGCAAACACACGAUAAGCCAUUUGAAUCUUCAGUGAAGGAGGAACCGUGCACUGAGGUACCAGAACCUCAUCCUUCUGCUCCACCUUCCAAACCAUGCCAGCCUCCAUCCCCACCACUACAGCUCCUACCUCCUCCGAAGAAGAGACGUAAAACAGUGACAUUUCAACUUAAUGAUGAAGAGCCUGAUGUCACAGAAAGCAAACCUCAUAAUCAUGAAUCCCCAGAGAAAUCUGUACCUGAAAUACCACCAAGUCCAUCUCCCGAGCGUAAGCCAGAACCCCCUCCACAUGUUGAAGAGCCUUCUCCUCCAUCUCCUCCUCCAUCGUCUCCUCCAUCUCCUACUCCAUCUCCUCCUCCAUCUCCUCCUCAUUCUCCCCCGCCAUCUUCACCACCUCCUUCUGUCAAGGAUAUACCCACUCUUACCCCUGAGCCUGUUAGCAGCCCGAAAAGUGAGCCUGAGGUUCUUCCGCCACCUGCCAAAGAACCUUCACCUCAGAAGAGGUAUCCAGAGCAGCUCACAGUAUUAAACCUUCCUUGGGACCAUGCAUCACUUGUAAAAUCAUAUCCACCUAGAACAGACAAUAUAGAGAGAGUGGCGCAAAAUGAAGAAGAAGAUUUGGAUGAGGAAUACGAAGAAGAGGUCAAACCAACACCACUCACACUAUCACCACUUGAACAGCCAGUACCCAAGGCUACUAUUACACCAGAGCCUUUUGAACCAGAAAGGACAGACUCUACAGAAGAGGCUUUGUAUGCACCUAUAAGGCAGAUUCUACUGGAACACAGCUACGCUUCAAUCCCUGCUAAUCUUAAAUUGACCCCCAAAAAAACACGGGGUGCAUCCAUUGAGUUGGAGAAGCCCAAUGAGAUGUUACAUGUUGACCUUGGGCAACCAGUGUUGGAAGCACCAGAAGAAGUUGUGUGUAUAGGGGGCAGCAUGGGCUCAAGGAUAGAAAGCCAGAUAGGGCUGCUGGAAGUGGGUGAUAUGCAUCGAACGACUCUCAGGAAAAUAGAGGAGGCUGCUCUUAAAUCUAUCCAUGACGAACUUAGAGGCAAGAGUCUGAGGCAGCAGCUGGUGAAGGUGGAAGAAACUGGGGAUGUUACUUCAGAGGAUGACGAUGAGGAGGAGGAGGAGGAAGAAGAGGAGGAAUUAUGGGUGAGCACACGAGAACUGAGGUCCCAUAGAGCUCGCCGAAAUCUCCUUCCUUCUUCUCUUCCACGAUAUGAGAUUCGAAGUGAGUUUGAGCAGAUGACCAUCCUCUACGAUAUCUGGAACACAGGGCUGGAUUUUGAGGAUAUGAUUUUCCUGAGGGAGACCUACGAGAAGCUUUUACAGGAAGAUCACAGCACGGACUGGCUAAAUGACACCCACUGGGUGCACCAUACCAUCACCAACAUUGCUAACCCGAAGCGACGACGAAGUAAACAGGAUGGGUUACGGGAGCACCAGACGGGCUGUGCCAGGAGUGAAGGAUACUAUUCUAUCAGCAAAAAGGACAAAGACAAGUAUCUGAACGUGUAUCCUGUGUCUGUACAAGAGCUGGACGCUGACACGCAGGGUACAAACCGGAUACUUUCUGAGCGUCGAUCAGAACAGAGACGUCUCCUCAGUGCAAUUGGCUCGUCUUCUCUGCUGGAUAGUGACUUGCUGAAGCUUAACCAGUUGAAGUUCCGCAAGAAGAAGCUUCGAUUUGGCCGCAGCCGUAUUCAUGAGUGGGGUCUCUUUGCCAUGGAGCCGAUUGCUGCUGACGAGAUGGUAAUAGAAUAUGUGGGGCAGAAUAUUCGCCAGGUGGUGGCUGACAUGCGAGAGAAAAGAUACGCCCAGGAGGGAAUUGGCAGCAGCUAUCUGUUCCGUGUUGACCAGGACACUAUAAUAGAUGCCACCAAAAUUGGAAACCUUGCACGGUUUAUAAAUCACUGCUGCACGCCCAACUGCUACGCCAAAGUGAUCACCAUUGAGUCGCAAAAGAAAAUUGUCAUUUAUUCCAAGCAGCCCAUUGGAGUGAAUGAGGAGAUAACCUACGACUACAAGUUCCCCAUCGAAGAGAACAAGAUCCCCUGUUUGUGUGGGACGGAGAACUGUAGGGGGACAUUAAAUUAACAUCUCCUUUAGGACCCUCUCUUUCUCUCCUAGUGCCUGGUACAGGGUCUGCGUUUUGGUCUCUGCAAUUGGCUUUUUUUAUUGCAGCCAAAGAACGGAGGACGACGCGUUUCUGUCCUCUACGGAGGAGAAAAAAAAGGCUUAUUUUAUAGGAGGGAAAGUGGCAUUUCUCGUGCCCAGUGAGGUGUAGUAUCUACAGGGGUGUCAAGAACAUUGUUUUUAUCUUUCGUUUUGGUCCCCAAACAAACACGGCUUUUCGUGUUUAUGGCACUUUAAAUAUGGCAGCAAGUUGUCAAACCUGCCCGUUCAUCAUCCCCAACAGCUUCAGGAGUCUUCAAAUGCAAUGCUACCCAUCAACUCCAUUCCCAGAGGGCAAAUAAACAUUUGUGUGUGUGUUUUUUUUAUCAUUUUAAAGCCAUUCCACCUUGGCUCCUUUUAUAUUAUGUAUUUUAAAUCUCUCUGUUCUUUUAUUCCUUUAUGGGAGUUUAUUUAUUUAUAUAGGGCAGUGGCCAAGAGAAAGGGGAUCCUGUUUUAUCUAAUUCUGUGCCCCUGGAAGCCUCCUCAUUUCCUUCACUGAAGAUUUGAAAGAAAAAGAGGCCAUCUGUUCCAUUUACUUACAUUAUUUCCUCUGUUCAUCACAGCUCUUCUUAUUUUUGUUGUCUGCUUUCCAUGAAAUGAGUGGAGCUGCCAUUUCUGUUUUAGCUAAUUAGGAUGUACAGGAGUUUUCACACACAGCAAUACGUACCGGUUCCCUAAGCCGCUCUCCCUCUGAUAUGGCUUCCUGUUUUGUUACCUGUAUAUAGUGCGCACCCAGCGCUUUGUUAAUAUGUAUAUAAUGAUGGCUGUGGACGCAAGGAUCCUUGAGUCAUCCCUUGUUGAUGUAUAGAUUGGGGGGAGGGGGUUAGUGAGAAAACUGCCUCAAAUCAGUUAGGCAGCAUGGACUAAGCUAAACCACCUAUUUUUUAUUUCUGGUUCUCCAAAUGGCCACAGUUAAAAUGCCCACAUGAUGCGAUAUCGCAUUUCGUGUUUUUCUAAAAGCCCUAUAACAAUGUAAUGAUACAGAGUACUUCUUUAAAAGGCGUUCGUAGCUCUGACCUUGUUGUGCCAGCCAUGUUUAAUGUGCCCAGCUGUAUCUUUUAAUCUAAGGUAUAUAGCCGUGUGUUACGUUAGUCUGUGCAACUAUACAUUGCAGCAAAUCUGUAAAGGUGCAGUAUUACUUAGUUUCUAAAAGCACUCAGCCCUAUAGCCUCUUUAAAAAAAUUUAAUGCUCUUUUCAAUAUUUGGAUUUUAAAGUUUUAUUUAUUUGAAUAUUUUUGUAAUGUUGAAGAUUUUACCAUUUUUGCAGGUAAAACCGCACUUAUCCCUAUAGGUUACACCUGUCUGAGUGUCUCGAUUAAAGGGAAGGAAUAACAUAGAGAUUGCCUCAAGCUGAGAUCAGGGAAAUCUGAAGCACAUAAUUAACAUUUUCUUUUGUUCCAGGCAAAUAAUAUGCAAAUAUGUGCUCUACAUACAUAUAUAAUUAGUACAUCAAAACUUUAUAAAUUUAUAUUGUGUUUGCUUGUGUGUGUAUAUAUAUAUAUAUAUAUAUAUAUAUAUAUGUGUGUGUGUAUAUAUAUAUAUAUAUAUAUGUGUGUAUAUAUAUAUAUAUAUAUAUAUAUAUGUGUGUGUAUAUAUAUAUAUAUAUAUAUAUAUAUAUAUAUAUAUAUAUAUAUACAUAUACACCCCCACCCACCCAUAAAUUCAUUAUAUGCACACAUUUAUACUUAGCUGGAAAUGCAGCUAUAGAUUAGCAGUCACAUAAAAGGGCAAUAAUCUACCAAAAAUUAGAGAGAGGAAAAUAAGCAUAAUUUCAUACUCGUCAGAAUUUUAUUUUAUAAAUCUUCGCCAAAAUGUUUAGCCCCUUUUAUGCACGUGUGCGCAGUAAUGUGUGUAUUUUACACAUAUACACACUAGCGUGUGGGGCAAGGAGAUUUAGAGAGAUGUCUCAUAGAAGGUUGGCUGAACUCUAGAUAGUAAGAAAGACUGCAGACCCUCUAGUGACGCGUUCCUCUUAUAGAUCUGCAAAGCCUGCAGUAGCCAGUUUGAAAUUUCAGAUCCUCUAGUUUUCUGUUCUGCAUGUGAGACUGCAGGGUCCAUAGUGGUCACCUGUCUAAGCCUUGGAUUGUAACAGCUGUGGCUGUCUCUCAGUAAAUCUCUUACUGGAUGUCCAGUAAUUUUAAGCUUGGGAUAUUUGUAGGUAAUAUGGAAAUACUGUUGAAAUACAGGUUGUGAUAUUCCUCAAUCUAUACUGAUAAACAUAAGUACCCAAUGUCCCUUUCAGUUCCACCAGUUUGUUUAUUACUGUAGCCAGUAUUAUUAUUUAUUUUAUUCAAUAAAAAUGUGAAUCUCAUCAACAGCCAGAUCAAUCAGUUGCGCGUGCUGGAUUUCAGAGCUUUUUGUCUUGGGCAGAUUCACAUGCUAGACUGAACACCUAUUGGUGAGUUGCAUAGACAAGAUGGCCGUGUCUGCUAGCAUUAACUUUAUAGAGAGGACUGAGCCGCUAGUAGUGAGUUGCAUAAACAAGGUGGCCGUAUCUGUUAGCAGUCACUUUAUAGAUUCAACUGAGCAGCUAGUAGUGAGUUGCAUAAACAAGAUGGCCGUGUCUGCUAGCAUUAACUUUAUAGAGAGGACUGAGCCGCUAGUAGUGAGUUGCAUAAACAAGGUGGCCGUAUCUGUUAGCAGUCACUUUAUAGAUUCAACUGAGCAACUAGUAGUGAGUUGCAUAAACAAGGUGGCCGUAUCUGUUAGCAGUCACUUUAUAGAUUCAACUGAGCAACUAGUAGUGAGUUGCAUAAACAAGAUGGCCGUAUCUGUUAGCAGUCACUUUAUAGAUUCAACUGAGCAACUAGUAGUGAGUUGCAUAGACAAGGUGGCCGUAUCUGUUAGCAGUCACUUUAUAGAUUUAACUGAGCAGCUAGUAGUAAGUUGCAUAAACAAGAUGGCCGUAUCUGUUAGCAGUCACUUUAUAGAUUCAACUGAGCAACUAGUAGUGAGUUGCAUAAACAAGAUGGCCGUAUCUGUUAGCAGUCACUUUAUAGAUUCAACUGAGCCGCUAGUAGUGAGUUGCAUAAACAAGAUGGCCGUAUCUGUUAGCAGUCACUUUAUAGAUUCAACUGAGCAACUAGUAGUGAGUUGCAUAAACAAGAUGGCCGUAUCUGUUAGCAGUCACUUUAUAGAUUCAACUGAGCAACUAGUAGUGAGUUGCAUAGACAAGGUGGCCGUAUCUGUUAGCAGUCACUUUAUAGAUUCAACUGAGCAGCUAGUAGUGAGUUGCAUAGACAAGGUGGCCGUAUCUGUUAGCAGUCACUUUAUAGAUUCAACUGAGCAGCUAGUAGUGAGUUGCAUAGACAAGGUGGCCGUAUCUGUUAGCAGUCACUUUAUAGAUUCAACUGAGCAGCUAGUAGUGAGUUGCAUAGACAAGGUGGCCGUAUCUGUUAGCAGUCACUUUAUAGAUUUAACUGAGCAGCUAGUAGUGAGUUGCAUAAACAAGGUGGCCGUAUCUGUUAGCAGUCACUUUAUAGAUUCAACUGAGCAACUAGUAGUGAGUUGCAUAAACAAGAUGGCUGUAUCUGUUAGCAGUCACUUUAUAGAUUCAACUGAGCAACUAGUAGUGAGUUGCAUAAACAAGAUGGCCGUAUCUGUUAGCAGUCACUUUAUAGAUUCAACUGAGCAGCUAGUAGUGAGUUGCAUAAACAAGAUGGCCGUAUCUGUUUGCGGCCACGUUACACAGAGGGCUGAGCACUUUUGCGACUAUACACACCUUCAGGAUUGCUGAUGUCUCAUAAAUUUGUUAGUUUUAAACAGUUAAAGAUAGAAUAAAAUAAGUUUUCACAGUAUUACUAAUUAUGAAACAACCAGCAAACUCUAAUUUUGAGGCUAAUAGAAAGUUUUGUGGUUAGUAAUUUUAUUAGCACUUCCUACACUACAUCAGAUUAUGAACUAUGCAUACUACAGGGUUGCACUGAAAGUAAAUGAUGGUUAUGUGCAGCCCUGCAGUAUGUGUUGAUAAUAUAAUACCGCCAUUUUUAUUGCUGACACAACAAACCACACAGAGCAACAUAAAGGAUUGUGGUUAAGCCAUUCCUGCCCGUGGAACUGUCAACUGCAUCUCCUCUUCCUGCCUCUCGUUAUACCCCUUUAUAUCUUGCUGUACAUCACAUUAUCAGUGGUUCUGCACCUUUAAUGAUCUUAAAUAUAUUAUUUUUAUAGACAUUUUCAGAAGAAGAGGUAAUCAAACUCUUCAUGAAUAAGGUUGGGCACAUUCGUCUGGUUUUCCAGGCGGGAGAUGGGGGGGAGAGUCUCGGUGGAACCAGGUCUAAAAGAUGUUCUAGUGGGAUCCGGGCCUGGGAAAGUUGUAUAUUCUGUAUAUUGACCGCUUUGUUUCUUGUAGAAACAUGAGUUUAUUAUGUAUACUAAA
Messenger RNA from Bombina bombina (fire-bellied toad), 9825 nucleotides. It is a transcript of the gene SETD1A, whose product is annotated as SET domain containing 1A, histone lysine methyltransferase. Bases 123 to 5369 code for a protein of 1748 amino acids. Gene Ontology annotation, molecular function: protein binding; histone H3K4 methyltransferase activity; RNA binding. Gene Ontology annotation, cellular component: Set1C/COMPASS complex. The transcript is spliced from 19 exons. NCBI's taxonomy places the organism in Eukaryota, Metazoa, Chordata, Amphibia, Anura, Bombinatoridae. The record is from RefSeq and is a predicted model, not a curated record.